AUGUCCGUUAUUACCUUCCCUACCGCUUCAUCUGAAAAAGAUGUCUUUGUAACGGUAUCGGCACUAGAAGGGGGCUUUUUGACUCUCCCAGAACACUUAUUCGUUACCGAUGCCGAGCCCGGUAAAAGAAGGACACUUCCAUCAUUAUGUUUCUUGAUUCAACAUCCUUCCCAAUCGAAAAAUGAUGCGGGUAGAAAAACAAACAUAGUGUUCGACCUAGGUCUCAAACGGGAUUUGCAAGGAUACAUGCCGGCUAUGCAAGGCCAUAUCGCCGCUCGUCAACCGAUUCAUACGACACCGGAUGUAGCGGAGAGUCUAAGGGCUGGAAAUCUUGAUCCAGCAAGAGAUGUUGACUAUGUGAUAUUGAGCCAUGUUCAUUGGGAUCAUGAGGGCACUCCGUCAGAUUUCGAACGAGCGACUUUUAUAGUCGGACAUGGGACCUUGCAUUUAUUAGAAAACGGAGCAACGCAUUACCCAAAAGAUUUGUUUAACCCUCAACUGUUACCAAGAGAGAGGGUAUGGGAAUUUGAGGCCUCCCCAUUACCAGAAGCGGCGUUUGGUCGAGACCGAGAAUAUAUAGGAGAGAAAGCAGCUGGGAUUACAGGGAAGAAAUGGCAGAAACUACAAAGUGUCUCGGGUGAGACUCUGUUCCCCGCUGUUAUAGACGUCUUUGAUGAUGGGAGCAUGUAUCUCAUUGAAAGUCCCGGUCACUUGUUUGGCCACAUGAAUCUACUAGCCCGUGUUGGUGCGACGAAAUGGAUCUAUCUAGGCGGUGAUUGCUGUCAUGACCCGCGUAUAUUGACCGGCGAGAAGGGAAUCGCCUUGUACGACGAUGGUACUGGAACGGGCCACUUGCGUAGUGUUCAUGUCAACACAGAGGUUGCAAGGGCGACUAUGGAUCGAAUUCAACAUUUACUUGGGUCGGCGACUGGAACGGUUGAUAUUGAAUGUAUCGUUGCACACGAUGGGGACUGGCGAGAAAAUAAUUCCCAUCGAUUUUUAUCGCAGAAAUAA
Talaromyces marneffei is the source of this 1014-nucleotide messenger RNA. RefSeq lists its product as uncharacterized. The record is from RefSeq and is a predicted model, not a curated record. The coding region runs from base 1 to 1014 and encodes 337 amino acids. The transcript has a single exon. NCBI's taxonomy places the organism in Eukaryota, Fungi, Ascomycota, Eurotiomycetes, Eurotiales, Trichocomaceae.